This is a messenger RNA of Didymodactylos carnosus, 1928 nucleotides long. NCBI's taxonomy places the organism in Eukaryota, Metazoa, Rotifera, Eurotatoria, Philodinida, Philodinidae. The record is from the annotation of a GenBank genome assembly.
UUCGAACAGUUCUUUUGAGCGAACUGAACGUCGACUUUGGAAGAUCUGUAAUUUGGCCUAAUAUAUCAAGAUCUAUCCAUAGGACGUAGUUAAAACUUCUAAAGGUCUAUUCACAGGGACAACCAGGACCUGUCAAUGCCUAUUCAUACAGUAUAUGUAGGAGUCCUUUAACCUUAUCCAGUGGAUAAGGUUAAAGGACUUUUUGAGGAUGAUCACAGAACUAUGAAGAUGCCGAAAAUAUUAUCUAACCUAUUUAAGUCUUUUAUUUAUUUGAAUUCACAAAUAAAUGAAAUUAAAUAUUAUAAAACUUAUUGUGAAUAUAUGAAAUGUUUGUUGGUGUUAUUGCAAAACUCUUAAGCCAAAUCACAAUGUCAUUGAAUAAGAGCCUUUCUUUCUAUCCGAAACGACAUCAUUAUUAGUGAUUUUUUUAAAAGCAACUAGGAAGUUUCUUUGAAAAAUAUUUACAUUAGUACGAUACCGUGUAGUCACCGUGUGACUUUGUCAGUAUAGCAGCUGGAAGACGACGUUCAGUUCGCUCAGAAGAACUGUUCGACCAGUUCAGCUCGUUCAGAAAGAACUGUUCGACCAGUUCAGUUCGCUGAAUACAUCAGUUCUGACCUGAACUUGGGAAGGUCUAGAAAUGGGGUACUGAGGGUGUGUUCACUUCAUUGAAAUAAUUUUUUUACACAGCGAUCCAAACAAAAAUAAAAAUAUACAGUAUGAUGUAAAAUUUCACGGUCGUUCAGAAUAUGUCGUUACUUUAAAAACAAUACGUUCUUUUGGUAACAAUAUCCUCAAAAUAUCGAGAAAAACUUAUUUUUUCCAGGGGUACACAUGUACCCUUUGUUUAAUAAAGUGGAAAAUUUAUUUUUUGUUUCUUUCGCUCUUUCUUUGUUCUCUGCAUUUUGUUUUCUACUAUUUGUUUAUCGUCCGGUUUUGGACAGUGUCAUAUAUGUGCUUUCUCUUGUUCUUCGGAUGUGUCAAAUCGAAUCUUUCAAUAGUGCUGUACAGUUAUCAAAUUUUUUGGUAAGAAAGGCAACGUAUUGAAGAACAUUUUGAAAGAACAUUAGUUACAUAGUGAGUCAAAAAGAAGUUGUGACUCCUAACUGUCACUGAGUGUACUUAAAAUUUCUUUGGGUAGUUUAAAUAUCCUACCAUUUUCUUUGUGCUGCAAAAAAAAACUUCCUAAUAGAAUUUGAUCUCGUUCAAGCACUUUCAUUGUAUUGCAUUUUUCUGUGGACAUUCGUAAUUUUAGAUUGAACGUAAAAUUCUUCUAGUUUUAGUCACCAUUUUGUUGAAAAAAAGACAACGAAUUCACCACUGCCCGAUACGUUAACAUCAAAUGAAGUUCGUCGUUUAUUAAAAGAUAAAUAUAUUUUAUUCUUGGGUGAUAGUGUUAAGUUGCAAACGCCUUAAAAGUCGCCCUCGCUACUGUGUGUAUUCGACGUUUCUGCGUGAAGAAAGAUAAACUGAGAGUCUGGCUUUAUUCACUUGAAACUGCCAUGAGAAGUCUACACUUUCUUUGAAGAAUAACUACAGUUUUUUUAUGUUGAUUUAUAGGAGAAAUUAGACUCUAAUUAUUUGUCUUCUUCUUUUUAGUUAUUAAAGGUGUCUACAAAGAUUUUGUCCAGUUUAUUCAGAAUGACAAUCUAUUAGAACUACAUCAUUUGAUGACAAAACUAUGUUCAAAAUAUGGUAUUAUGUAUAUUGAUCUUCAUUCAUUGUUUGGCGGUGGACUGGUUCAUUUAAAAGCUGUUGAUGGAAUUAAUUGGAAUGCAAUUGGACAUCGAAUAAUGACAGAAAUUAUAAUUAAUUAUUGUAAAGCAUUCUGGAAUGGUGCAGAUCUAUUAAAAAAUACAGAUUUACGUAAUUAUUCACAUUAUAUUAAAACACAUUGGACUGUGGUAAGUUUUCAAUAUGUAACCUGA